Phasianus colchicus (ring-necked pheasant) is the source of this 7018-nucleotide messenger RNA. It is a transcript of the gene ESYT2, whose product is annotated as extended synaptotagmin 2. Gene Ontology annotation, molecular function: phosphatidylinositol binding; phosphatidylethanolamine binding; calcium ion binding. Gene Ontology annotation, biological process: lipid transport. Gene Ontology annotation, cellular component: endoplasmic reticulum membrane. The record is from RefSeq and is a predicted model, not a curated record. Lineage: Eukaryota; Metazoa; Chordata; Aves; Galliformes; Phasianidae.
CGGAAGCGGGCGGCGGUUGGUGUCGGUGCGCGGCGAGCGGGGCCGGGCGCAGGAUGCGAGGCGCCGCCGCCGCCCUGCCCCCUGCUCGCUCGCAGCCAGCGCCCGAGGAGGAGGAGCAGCAGCGGGAGGAGCGGCCGCAUUCGUAGGAGCCGCCGCUGCGGUAGAGCAUGAGCGGGGCCGCGGAGAAGCAGUGCCCCGGCGCGGGGACUCCCGCCGCGGCGGAGAAAGCGGCGGCGGCGGCCGGGGCGGACGCGGGGCCGGAGCCGCCGCCGCCUUCGAUGCUGAGCGUGGACGUGACCGGCUUGGUGUCGCAGUUCGCCAGGAGCUUCGUGCUGAUCUUCCCCGUGUACGUGCUGGGCUACCUGGGGCUGAGCUUCAGCUGGGUGCUCAUCGCCCUGUGCGGGCUCUUCUGGAUCCGGCGGCACCGCGGCGGCAAGACCUCCCGCCUGGGCCGGGCGCUCGCCUUCCUGGAGGACGAGGAGGAGGCGGUGCGGCUCAGCGUCUCCUCCGCCGAUCUGCCUGCGUGGGUCCAUUUUCCAGAUACAGAAAGAGCAGAAUGGCUCAACAAGACAGUAAAACAAAUGUGGCCUUUUAUUUGCCAAUUUAUUGAGAAACUCUUUCGGGAGACCAUAGAACCAGCAGUAAGAGGAGCAAACAACCACCUCAGUACUUUCAGUUUUACGAAGAUUGAUAUUGGUCAUCAGCCUCUGAGGAUAAAUGGUGUAAAAGUGUACACUGAAAAUGUGGACAAAAGGCAGAUCAUUUUGGAUCUUCAGAUCAGUUUUGUUGGAAAUUGUGAGAUUGAUCUGGAGAUCAAGAGAUACUUCUGUAGAGCUGGUGUAAAAAGUAUACAGAUCCAUGGUACUAUGAGAGUUAUCCUGGAACCACUAAUUGGAGACAUGCCCCUAAUUGGAGCACUAUCACUUUUUUUCCUUAGGAAGCCUCUUUUAGAAAUAAACUGGACUGGACUGACCAAUCUUCUCGAUGUUCCAGGGCUGAAUGGCUUAUCAGAUACGAUAAUAUUGGAUAUAAUAUCCAACUACCUGGUCCUUCCAAACAGAAUUACAGUCCCCCUUGUCAGCGAAGUGCAGAUUGCUCAGCUGCGGUUUCCUAUACCAAAGGGUGUUGUAAGGAUACAUUUUAUUGAAGCUCAGGACUUGGAGGGUAAAGAUACUUACCUAAAAGGCAUUGUCAAAGGCAAGUCAGAUCCUUAUGGAAUCAUUCGUGUGGGCAACCAGAUUUUCCAAAGCAAGGUCAUCAAAGAAAAUCUCAAUCCAAAAUGGAAUGAAGUUUAUGAGGCCUUAGUAUAUGAACAUCCAGGACAGGAGCUAGAGAUUGAGCUCUUUGAUGAAGAUCCAGACAAAGAUGACUUCCUUGGAAGUUUGAUGAUAGAUUUAAUUGAGGUUGAAAAGGAGCGACUUUUAGAUGAGUGGUUUACUUUGGAUGAGGUGUCCAAAGGAAAAUUGCAUUUAAAACUGGAAUGGCUCACAUUGAUGCCAACAGCAGAAAACCUAGACAAGGUAUUAACAAGCAUUAGAGCUGAUAAAGACCAAGCCAAUGAUGGGCUGUCUUCUGCAUUGCUUAUUCUCUACUUGGACUCAGCAAGAAACCUGCCCCAUAAUCCAUUAGAAUUUAAUCCUGAUGGCUUGAAGAAGUCUGCUGUUCAGAAAGCCCUGAAGUCAGGAAAGAAACUAAACAGCAAUCCCAACCCACUUGUUUUGCUGUCAGUUGGACAUAAGGCACAGGAAAGUAAGAUCCGAUACAAGACCAAUGAACCAGUGUGGGAGGAAAACUUCACUUUCUUUGUACACAAUCCCAAAAGACAGGAUCUUGAAGUUGAGGUGAGGGAUGAACAGCACCAAUGUUCUCUAGGGAACUUCAAACUGCCUCUAAGCCAGUUGCUGGAGAGUGAAGAUUUAACGAUACAUCAGCGGUUCCAGUUGAGCAACUCCGGUCCAAACAGCACUAUAAACAUGAAGAUUGCACUCAGGGUCCUUUCUCUUGAAAAGCAAGCCAGAUCUCCAGAUCAUCAACACUCAGCACAAGUAAAAAGGCCGUCUGUUUCCAAAGAUGCAAGAAAAUCAUCUUUUAAGCCUCAGGUUCCUGUCUCGCCACCACUCGAUUCAAGCAAACAUGCUCCAGCUUCCCCAGCGACAGACAGUGAUAAAAAGACUGAUGUGGCUGAAAAGAGUCAGCCUCCUAAUGCGAGUCCACAAUGGCCAACGGAUCUCAGCCGAAGUUCCUCCAGUCUUCAUGCCUCUAAUUUCAAUUAUUCCCCCAGCCACCUCUCAGUCAAAGAACCAACUCCUAGCAUAGCCUCAGACAUAUCUCUGCCCAUUGCCACACAGGAGCUCCGGCAAAGACUACGGCAGCUUGAAAACGGAACAACUCUGGGGCAGUCUCCAUUAGGACAGGUACAGCUAACAAUUCGUCAUAGUUCACAAAGAAACAAAUUGAUUGUGGUGGUGCAUUCCUGCAGAAAUCUAAUCGCAUUUUCAGAAGAAGGAUCUGAUCCAUACGUUCGAAUGUAUUUAUUGCCUGAUAAGAGAAGAUCAGGAAGAAGAAAAACACAUGUAUCAAAGAAGACGUUAAACCCGGUGUUUGAUCAAAUAUUUGAUUUCAGUGUUUCCCUGCCUGAAGUACAGAGAAGAACACUAGAUGUAGCAGUGAAGAACAGUGGUGGUUUCUUGUCCAAAGACAAAGGGCUUCUUGGCAAAGUACUGAUACCUCUGGCAUCUGAAGAACUUGCUAAAGGCUGGACCCAGUGGUAUGAUUUAACAGAAGAUGGUACAAGACCACAUGGUGCAAGCUAGGCCCAUGGAUGCUGGCAGUUCCCCACACCUACUUAUGCCAACCUUUAUAUAUUUUUAAAGCAUUGUUCUCACAGAUGUACCAAUAUUAUUUUUAUAGCUUUACCAAUUUAGUUGUUAGACACAUCCCCAAUAAUUUUAUAACGCUCAGCCAUUUUAUGUAGACAUAUCCUUUCUCAUUGUUAAACUUUGUAUUUUAAUUUGCUCAGCAAUUUUACGUGUUACUGUCAUGUGCAAUAAUACAGUAAUGUAACCUUUUGUUUUUGAUCUUUAUGGCAGUUAUACCAAUUAGAAAGUGAAAAGAUGUUCUGCUGUUUUCCUGCCUUGUUUUAUAUCUCACCAAGAUAUACUGUACUAUGUAAAUAUAUACUAUUUUUUUAUAAUUCUUUCAUGCUGGUUUGAAUUCAGAAGAAAAUUGGAUAAAGGAUAUAGAUAUUUUCUUGUAAAUGCAUGUUAAUUUCUUCAAAUGAAUCUCUUCUGUCUUUGCAGCACAAUGGUCUUAAUGUUUAUCAUUUUGUGAUGGUCUUCAAAAACAAAGUGCAGAAAAACAUUUUUACUUUAUCAUGCUUCUGGCCCAGCGUGGCAAAUUUAAAAUGUACAAAACAUUAACAUUUUAAUAUUUAUAUAUAAAUGUAUUAUUCAAAAAUCAUGCUAUAGAAAAUUAUAAACAAAAAGGAAAAUUCUAUAAAUAUUGUAUAAAAAGAGGUCCAUGAAUCAGUUUAUAAAUUUGAGCUUUCAUGUAAUGGAGUAAACAUUACAAACAGUGGAGUUUUAUUAUACAGGUUCAUUGGGUUUUGUUAUUUAUUCCUGCACUCUACAGUACUAGACACACUGCAGAUGUGAGAACAGGGCUUUGUCUGUAUUACAAACAGAAUCUCUAGCUAUUCAGAACUGUCCUUGCUGCCUUGUUUCUCUGAUAAGGUAUACAAAUCAGCUUGCAUUGUAAGUCAUAUAGUGGGCAUAUGUACAAAACAUGUUAUUUUUAUUAUCCACUGCUGUGCUAAAUAGUUAUUAUGCUGUACCUUCUCUAAUACUACAGUGGAACACCAGUAUGUAAGAAAGUGUGAAACUGAGUUGAAACUGUCUUUACAGUUGCCUCACUGCUAAUUAGUGUGUUUGGUGCAUGGAGUGGUCCACACAGCUUUCUGGAGAAAUCAUGGCAUUGUGCUGAAGCAUUGCCACAAUCUGCUGCAAGAUCAGCAGUGACACAGUUAGCACAACCUGAUGAAAGUAGACAGUUGGGAGUUGAAGGAAGAGUAUCAGCCUUAAGAGCUGAGCUCACAACUAUAGUUUUAUGAAUUAAGGGGAAUUUUUUUGUAACCAGAACUAGUUUUCUUGACUGUUAUAUUAAAAAAAAAAAAAAGUGCAUUAUGAAUCCAAGAGAACAGUUCAGCUCUUUCAGAGCCAGCAGCCUCCUUCUUGAAUGAGUAUGCAAUUAGACAGACAAAGUAUGUUAUUUAGUUUAAGAUUCUAGAAUGAUCUCUCAGCCAAGAAAGAGUUUUAAAGCAGAAUAAUAAACUCCUGAAAUUAGCUUUAUUGUAAAAGUACUGACGGAACCUUAAUUCUAGAUGUAGAAUAUGCCUACAAGACUAGAUGUACCAAAGUGCCUACCAUAGAUGUAGCUUUUUGUCAUUUUCCAGUUUAAGAAUUUGACUCAUUUCAGUUUGUCUGCAUUUGGUUUGAUGUGAACAUUUGUCAAAUGACAUACAUACAUCUCUAUACAGUGAUGGCCUUCAUAUUGUCACAGUUUGAACAAGACAAUUUUAGUAAACAAGCCUGAUUGUAAGAAAACAUUUCUUUUUGAAGGCUUCACUCUAUAUUACAGUGUAUGAGAGUCUCUGUAUAUGUAUACACUCAUUUGUUCACAUUAGAUUCUCUUUGCUAGUUUUCCAUUAAAAUGUUAGAAAUGGAAAGACAGAGAAUGAUUGUUAAUGCAGCUGAGAUGCAGAGAGCGAAAGCUGCUGUACCUAAGAGAUGCACGUGCAGUCGUUCAGCACGGCUGUCUUUGCCUUGGUUCAGCCAGAGGUGGACGGACUUCAGUUCUGCAUCUUGGCCAACGACUCACCAGUUUCAUCCUGAGCCUACAGAUAACUCUUUAGACUGAUUUGGUGUUUCAAGGUGUAAGUGAGGUAUGAGGACAGAUGUUAGAUGUUUCUGUACUUAAACAAAAAAGGGUGUGUAUUUUGUCUUCUGAAGUCUCUAGAGGAAAAGAUGCAGUGUUGGGGUAAAUGCAAGGUGAUAUCAUGAAUAAGUGAAUAAAUUAUAUAGGAUAGGUUUUUAAAAUAGCUCAGGACCUCACAUGAGGAAUAGGAUCUCAAGAGAAGUGCAGUUCCAAAUUAAGAAUCUAAAAUAGAUUAUUAUUUUUUUUUUAAUUCAGCAACAGUAUUUUCAACUGACAGUAAUCAUUUGUGGAUGAUUUUUAUUUAGAAGUGUUCUCCCUUGUGAAUUUGGAUCAGAAUAUAACUGGCUGUUCUUGAUAGUGGAAUCAAAUCUCUGUAUCACAGUUACAAAGUUCUAAGUGUUCUGUUUGUAUGGAAAAAGAAAGAACAAACACUCUUCCUCUGGACGGAUAUUGCACCUCAUUAUCAAGUCAAUGUGUUUAGUAUCAACUGAUUUCUGUUCAUGUAGUUCUUGUUUAUUCUGUGCCUUAAAAUAUGAACAUAUGAAGAAGUUUAAGAAGUGGCUAAAACUGAGCUUUGUUACCUGUAUGUAUCGACAUGUUCUCUACUGCUGAAACUGUUUUUAGAAUAACUGCUUCACUGAUGAGAAAACCAGCUCUCUUUUACCACGGUGGUAUAACCCAAACUCAAAAUAGCAUGCAUAUCACGUGAGUUUGGAAUAAAAGAAUUUUAAUUUUGUCUUGAAUCCUUUAUCAGAGCUGCAGCUAAUGGUGAGAGUUGAAUGAGAACAAAGGGUAAUCAAUUUUGUACAGAUUGCCUUUUUUGCUCAUGUAAUUCUACAUUAUGAUGCAUGUAUUUAUUCAAUAAAUGGUUCAUAUGGAAGUCAGUGUGUUGCUUCCCUCUACACACACACACACACACACAUUUAUUUUCAUAUUCCUGUCAUAUUUGCAAUAUUAUAAGAAUUUCUUAUGCUCUUAAAUAUAGUCAUAUAUACUAACCACUGUAUUCUUGGUAGCCUUGCUCUAGGGGCAGGUUGAUGAAUUUAACAUAAGAGAAAAUGAAAUGAGAAGUGCAGAAUCAUAGAAUCAUAGAAAGGUUUGGGUUGGAAUGGACCAGCCCAGUAUGAUGGGCAGGGUUGCUGCUCACCCAGUCUGCCUGCCAAGGGCUUUGAACACGGCCAGGGAUGGGGCAUCCACAGCUUGUCUGGGCAGUCUGUUCCAGUGCCUCACAGCAGGCUGAGGAAAGAAUUUUAACUGGUAACAUCUAACCUAAAUCUCCACUGUUUUAGCUUAAAGCCACCACCCUCCUCCAUCCUAUCACUCUCAGAUGUAUAAAAAGCCUUUCUUCCUCCUUUUCAUAAGCUUCCCUCAAGUACUGGAAGGUCUUCCCAGAGCUUUCUCUUCUUCAAGUUAAACAAGCCCUGCUCCCUCAAUCUCUCCUUGUAUGAGAGGAGUUCCAGCCCUCUUACAUCUUCAUAGCCCUCUCCAACAGCUCCACAUCUUUCUUAGGCUGGAGACAAUCCUCUCCCUCUCCCUGCUGCCACCCCUGUGGUAAUGCAGCCCAGAUACUGUUGUCUUCAGGACUGCAAGCGCAUGCUGCUGACUCACACCCAGCCUUUCAUCCAUCAGGACCUCCCAGUUCCUUCUUCUCAGGGCCACUCUCAAUGAGUUCUUCUCCCAUUCUGUACAUGUACUUGGGAUGGUCCUGGCUCAAGAGCAGCAGGUUCACACGUAAGAAUUGGUAGGCUCAGUUUAAGUGCUACUUUUUUUUUCCCUCUUAAAAUGAUUGAUUAAUUACAUUCUCAGAAUUCUACUACUUCCUAAUAAUUGUCAUGAAAUAUGCUUUCAAAAGGAUCAGGAAUUGCAUGUAAUUGCCUUGGAUUUGGAGCCAUCAAAUUUCUACAUGGCAUUCUUUCAUUCCACCUGCUUGGAAAUGCACAUAUUAGAAGAAAACACAGCUAUGUACUUGAUAAAGUAGAGAAGUGCCAUCGGAUCAUCUAUCUGUUGCAGAAAAAUGGCUGUAGAAAUGACGCUGUUUGUAUUAAGUAAUUGUAAUAAAAGCCUCUUUCCUUAAACAGCUGAAAAG